This is a messenger RNA of Eriocheir sinensis (Chinese mitten crab), 1348 nucleotides long. RefSeq lists its product as uncharacterized. The transcript has 4 exons. The record is from RefSeq and is a predicted model, not a curated record. Lineage: Eukaryota; Metazoa; Arthropoda; Malacostraca; Decapoda; Varunidae. Bases 93 to 1181 code for a protein of 362 amino acids.
CGCGGCGAGGGUCGGCGGCGCCCAUUGGCCGGCGGGGGCCUGGGCGGGCUGUGCCGCGGCCCGUGAUUGGCGGAUCGAUCGUCGGUCCGGUGAUGCGCCGCCAAGUGAACGGGUACGCGGAGCGUCGGGGCGGGGGCGUGCGGGGCCGCGGGGGCGGCGGCCGCGGCAGGGGCGGCCGUGGCGGCGGCGUCCACAAGCCGCCGCCGCUCAUGUCACGGCCCCUCCCCCCUCCACCAGGCAUGAGGCGGCCCCCCAGCAUGGGACCCCCACGAGGCCCAAUGGGACCGCCGCCCCCCAUGGGCAUGGGGCCACCCCCAGGCCGCAUGCCUCCUCCCGGGCCUGGCCGCAGACCUGAUCACAUGCCCCCCCCAGGGCGUAUGGUCCCCCGACCCAUGCCUGGCCCCGGCAGGCUAGGCCCCCCCGGCCCCCCGAUGGGUCUGGGCAGGGGCAUGGGACCCCCACCACCACGAGGAGGCAUGGGACCUAGAGGGCGAGGCGGCAUGCAGGGGAUGCUGCCCCCGCCCCCAAUGCCCAUGGGCCCGCCCUUCAGACCCCCUGGACCAGGCAUGAUGGGCCCCCCAAGACCCCCCAUGCGAGGCCGGGGCCGAGGGCGGGGCAUGGUGAGGGGCCGGGGGGUUGUCAGAGGAAGAGGAGGAGGAAUAGCCAUGAUAAAGAAUAAGGACAAGCAGGGAGAAAUGAACAAACCUUGGGUAACAGAAGGAAUGAAGAACGAAAUCAUCAAGAAACACAAACUUCACCAGAAGGCGAAGAAGACAAAGAGCAAAGAGGACUGGGAUGAGUUUAAGGAGCAGAGGAACAAGGUGACCACCAUGCUGCGGGAGGCCAAGCUAGAGUACAUAGGGGCACACCCAGAGGAGGAUGUGGAUAAAAUAUUGGCGGAAGCAGCCAUGCAAGGCAACAUUAAAGAUGAGGAAAAUAAAGGGGAGGCGUCAGCCACUAGUGAAGCUAAUGCGGAGAGUUCGGACGCCCCCGAGGGGGAGGGGGCAAAACCCCAGGCCAUGGACCAGGCAGAGGAGAACGGGGAGGAUGUAGAGGAUCAGAAAGAGUUAAACACCGAUGUACCAAUGGCUCCCCAGGCCCCAGAGAUAGUAGGGGAUGUUAAUUUGGAGAGCAAUGGGGACAGCCAAGCGGAUGAUGAUGCUAUAGCACCUGGUCAAUAGGCUCUGAGCCGUGACCACCACUCAGCCCACCCUGCCACUUGUGCUACUUUCUCAGUAGCUAAAAUUUACCUUAUAAAAAUGUAUUUUGAACCACUGUAAUCCUCCAUAAUAUUAGUUUAGAAAGUAACGUUAAAAGUAAAAAAAAAAAAAAAAAAAAAAAAAAAAAA